This is a messenger RNA of Suillus paluster, 2049 nucleotides long. RefSeq lists its product as uncharacterized. The coding region runs from base 1 to 2049 and encodes 682 amino acids. The transcript is spliced from 7 exons. The record is from RefSeq and is a predicted model, not a curated record. NCBI's taxonomy places the organism in Eukaryota, Fungi, Basidiomycota, Agaricomycetes, Boletales, Suillaceae.
AUGACGCGGCCAAACACUCGUCCUAAAAAUGCGAAUCAACAUCCUGGUGAGAUUGUUCUCAAAACAAAACAGAAAAGACGUACUGGUCGUCAAAUCCAGGAAGACAAUGACCACAUUGAGCACGAGCAGCAAGAACAGGAAGCUGCAGUUCAGCGUAAUGCCGAGCGUAUUGCUGCUAUUGAGGACCAGAGAGCCUUGAACGACCUCAAGAUCAUUAUGGAUCCACCAAGGCCAAGGCCUCAGGCACGACCUGUGUUGAAGGUGAAGAAACCAGUUGGUAUAGCUGAGGAGGAAGAUGUUGAAAUAAUCGAUACUGUAGACAAAGAUGGUGUUCAGCCAGUGGAGGGCAAUCCUGAAGAAGUACAGACUCACCAUAACAAUGCUGAGACUGACCACAUUAUGUCCAGUGAUGAGGAACUUGCAGAGGUACAGCCAAGGAGGAAGCAUGUGCAGAAAAUGGCACACCGCGAAGCUGUCCAGGUCGCAUGCCUUGUUGAUAAUGUGGCAGGCAUCAAUCAAAAGAAGGAUCAGUACACAAGAGAUGUUGAGGCACGUGUUACAUCGAUAAGUGACCAGAAAGGGAAGAAAGGAGUUGCGGCUGAUGUUGGUAUGGAAAAGGACGACUAUGCAGGCAUCAGCAAGACAAAGGAUUGGGCCGAGAAACUCGCAACUAGCAAGUUACUCAGGCCUUCUGUUUCUCACAGCAUUCGAACAGCGACACACACCCAUGUUUCCUCACUUGCAACUUCGACUGCUGUGUCAAAGAUCACACAUGGGAGUUUGACCAGCACCAAUCCAGGUCCUCCUCCUACUCCAGCACGCAGCAUCAAAGAGUCAGACUUAUCACUACUGGACGACAAUGAUUCACUCGAGCGCGAGGCUGCUUACCAGGCCAGUAAGAAAACUCAGGCUGGUGACAGUGCUAGACGCACAACUUCAGAUGUGGUUAAAUUCAGUAGCUUGUCAUCUCCACAUACCUCACGCCCAGUGUGUGCGCCAUCCCAACAAAUCACAAGGACCGAAUCAUUGUCUUCUCCUCCCCCUUGUACUCAACCAUCGAGGGCAACUGCCAGGAUUCCAUGCUGCCCUGAGCUCAUGUCGGAUUUGUCUAUGGAACUUUACGAGCCCAAUGAUACUGAGGAGGCUGAGGAUGAAGCACCCUCUGCACCUGUAAACGACGAUCUUCCGGAUGGCUGUCAGCACAACAACACCUGGUGUCAGGUAUUCAUACCCACAGUUGCAAACUGGGCUGGUGGAGAUGUCGAGCCGUGGGGCCCUGACAACCAUGAAUUAAGGGACGUCAUGCAAGAUAUCUGGGACCAUAUAUACAAGGGUAGGAUUGAACAUGAAAUCUCCAGUUCUGGCGCUGUUUUGAAAGUAGCCAAACAACUCCUCAUGGAAUGGCGUGGAGGGUUUGGCAUUGCCGCUUGUUCCAUUCUUACAGCAUUUUGUGCACAGGACACUAAUUUCCUGGAUCCAGAGGCUCACAAGGACUUUUCGCGAGCCAUGCUGAAGCAAAACCGGUUUAUAUUCAGGGAUAAUGCUGGGCUCGCUCCCAAGGCUUGGACAGGCAUAUGGAGGGCCUCCUUCAUACUCCAGACCUUCGCAUCCCACCUCAAUUUUACCUACGGCCAUGUUGGAAUUCCCAAUCUCGACACCAAAGCAAUUGGUGCGCGGGCUGCCUUUACCCUUGCUGUCACUGCAGUGUGCUGUAUUCUUCAGCUAGUUGUAGACGGGAAUAUCACCUUCGAAAUCAUUUCAGAAACCCGCGGCAAAUGCACUAAAGCUACGAAGAUAGGUGACGGAGAUAUUUGGACACCCGUCAUCAAGAAGGGCGAGCAAUUUGCCUUUAGCAAACCUGCCUGGGGCCCUAUGACCCAGAAAUUCAUGCAGCCCAUCAUAGCGCUUCCUAAUGAGGACUUCGCGAGCAUAGUGCAAGAGGCACAGCAGUAUGCCAAGCAUCCGAGAAGUACUGGGAGCUCGAGGGCCACCAGUAAUGUCACGCCUGAUGAGGAUGAUGGCUUUGCUGACCUGUUUGCAUUCUGUUAA